AUGAUCUUAUUAGGCAAGAUCAGCCUCGCCCACUUCUGGACGCUGGCUCUCUCUGCUGUAGCAGAGGCUGGGAGCUGCUGGAGAAAUACAACCUGCACAGGUCCCGAAGAUACAUCAUUUCCCGGCGUGUGGGAGAAGAACAUUUAUGCUCCUGCUUCACGUCAAGUCCGCCCGCAGAGUAUACUUGAAGCAUCAGGUUCACGAACAGAAUUCAAACUAGGUUUGGGAUACAACAUUCUAACAGGAAAUGGUUCUCGGAUUGUCUUUGAUUUCGGUAUUGAAGUUGGUGGGAUUGUCUCCGUAAGAUAUACAGCGUCAAGUCCAGGAUUAGUUUUGAACCUGGCAUUCAGCGAGGCCCGGAACUGGAUUGGAGAGUACUCUGAUUCCUCAAAUGGCGCUUUCAAACAGGGGGAUGGUUAUCUCACCUAUGAUAUCACGGCAGCAGGAGAGGGGUUAUACACGAUCCCUGACAACAAGUUGCGCGGUGGAUUCAGAUAUCUGACUGUAUUCCUUACAGCUGACAGUUUUAGCAAUGCUACUCUGGACCUACAUGAUAUCAGCCUAGAGAUAGGGUUUCUUCCCACAUGGUCCAACCUCCGCGCUUACCAGGGCUAUUUUCACAGUAAUGAUGAACUGCUCAAUCGUAUCUGGUACAGUGGUGCGUAUACAAUUCAGACAAAUAUAGUUCCAACAAAUACUGGCCGACAGAUUCCUGCCGUGGCACAUGGAUGGUAUAACAAUGCUACCCUUGGGCCUGGGAAUGCCAUCAUCGUUGAUGGUGCGAAAAGAGACCGCGCCGUCUGGCCGGGAGACAUGGGCAUUGCAGUGCCUGCCACUUUCUUCAGCAUUGGCGAUUUGGAGAGUGUCAGGAAUGGAUUGCAGGUUAUGUACGAUACUCAGGCGUCAACAGGUGCUUUUGCGGAAUCAGGUCCACCCUUGAGCCAAAAAGGAUCCGACACAUAUCAUAUGUGGUCUAUGAUUGGGACAUACAACUAUAUUCUGUUCACAAAUGAUACAGAUUUUCUUCAGCUGAAUUGGGCAAAAUAUCAAAAGGCUAUGGAUUAUAUCUAUGGAAACGUCGAUUCUAGUGGCCUCCUGAAUGUUACAGGGACAAGAGACUGGGCCCGGUGGCAACAGGGAUUCAAUAAUUCUGAGGCGCAGGUGAUAUUAUACCAUGCCCUCAACACAGGAGCACUACUUGCCGAGUGGGCUGGUGACACUACCGGGCUGUCUAGUAACUGGACCGCAAGAGCCAAAAUCCUAGCAGCGGUUGUCAAUGCACAUUGCUUUGAUGAAGCAUAUGGUGCAUUCAAGGAUAACGCAACAGCCACUACUCUGCACCCUCAAGACGCCAACAGCAUGUCCAUCUUAUUUGGACUUGCAGCCCAACAUCGCGUACAAACCAUUUCUCAGCGAUUGACCGAGAACUGGACCCCCAUUGGGGCUGUUGCUCCGGAAUUGCCUGAGAAUAUCUCCCCAUUCGUCUCCUCCUUUGAAAUCCAAGCCCACUUCGUAGCUGGCCAAGCGGACAGGGCGCUGGAUCUAAUCCGUCGUUCUUGGGGCUGGUACAUCAACAAUCCCAACGGAACGGAGAGUACUGUGAUUGAAGGAUACCUUCAGAACGCAACUUUCGGGUAUCGUAGCAGCCGUGGAUAUGAUUAUGACGCUUCAUAUAUCUCUCACGCACACGGCUGGUCUGCUGGUCCUACGUCCGCAUUGAUUAACUAUGUGCUUGGUCUAUCACUCACCGGCCCGGCGGGAUCAACAUGGAAGUUGGCGCUGCAAUUUGGUGAUUUGACCUCUGUCGAGGGAGGGUUUACUUCCUCCUUGGGUCAAUUUCAAGCUUCUUGGCAUAGACAUUCUUCGUCCUCAUAUGAAUUGUCAUUCAGAGUACCUCAUGGAACACAGGGUACUGUUGUACUACCGCCCGUAAGUGGGAAGAAAUUGGAAAUGGCGUUGAAUGGGAAGAAUAUACCAUUUGGGAUCGAGGAGACGAAGACGAUCUCUAUCACGAAGGGAGGUUCUUACAAGAUUGCUGUUCGUAUUAAGUAG
Molecule: messenger RNA, 2052 nt
Organism: Talaromyces stipitatus ATCC 10500
Lineage: Eukaryota; Fungi; Ascomycota; Eurotiomycetes; Eurotiales; Trichocomaceae
Product: alpha-L-rhamnosidase B, putative
Exons: 3
Coding region: 1-2052 (683 amino acids)
Biological process (GO): carbohydrate metabolic process
Source: RefSeq, a predicted model, not a curated record